AUGGCAGAGGCAAAAACUUGCCAUAUAUUUUUGGAGGAUAUGCCAGGGUGCAAGGUUGACGACUGCACUGCUGACUGUUCCAAUAACUAUGGACCUUUGGCUUUAGGGAGAUGUCUUCUUUUAUCUGAGGUCAAGGGAAAAGAUAUAACAGAGCUUAUUGCAUCUGGAAGGGAGAAGCUUGCCUCGGUACCAUCUGGUGGUGGUGUUGCUGUUGCAGCUGCUGCACCUGGAGCCGCUGCUGCUCCAGCUGCAGCUGAGACCAAGAAGGAGGAGAAAGAGGAAUCAGAUGAUGAUAUGAGCUUCAGUCUCUUCGAUUAA
Messenger RNA from Durio zibethinus, 318 nucleotides. The record is from RefSeq and is a predicted model, not a curated record. NCBI's taxonomy places the organism in Eukaryota, Viridiplantae, Streptophyta, Magnoliopsida, Malvales, Malvaceae.